AUGAAGAUUCGGUUCACGCCAAAAAUUGAAGAAAGACAGGAAUUGGAAAUGGAAUGGAAGAAGCUGAUGGCAAAAAAUCAAUUUCUUCGGAAUCCACGCUAUGAAGUCACCCCAAUCAACUCUUCUCAUCCGAUUGCUAUCUUUGGAGCGGAACCAAAGAUCAUUGAGUUUACCUCUUAUCGAGUGGGCACUCUCCACGAGACACAAGUGAAAGUGAGAAACAUUUCAAAACUGACCAGAUCCAUGCGAAUUUUGCCCCCGAGGACGGUACAUUUUUCACUCGGUCGAGGCAAGUUUCCAGAACAAAAGAAGAGUGCUGUCGCACCUGGAAUGGCUGUCAUAUUUACUGUACAAUUUCGACCGGAAACAUUAGGAGACUACGAGGACGAAUUGGUGGUCGAAUAUGAAGCACAAACUCAACCACUUGUGAUCCCUAUCCACGCGAGAAGACCACGAGCUGGAGUUAAUUUCCCAGAUAUAUUUCACCUGGAUCAUUGCCUGCUGUAUGAUCGAAAAAGCGUGCUUUUCCAGUUGCACAGUUCCAACAGAAGCCCGGACGCAGACACGCGGUUCAUCCUGCUUACAAUGGACGAGUUCGAAGCGUAUCAAAACGAAGGUCUGGUCCAGUUUGACUCUUACUGGUCAAAGGUAAUGCAACAAGAAAUCACGAGGGUGGGCUCGUUUUCAGUUAGACCAUCCAGAUGGACUGUGACCUCCGAUCAGUCCGAAAUUCGCAUUCAAAUCGAUUUCUGGCCAAUCACAUUGGGCGAACACAAGGAAUCAGUUUUUAUUGCGGCGGACAACGGAGAUUAUUGCCCGGCACGACUGAAAGGUAUCGCAGAAAAUGCCCAUGUACAACUGGAAUCGAUAGAUCAGUGUGAACCAAACAAGGAUAUGCAGACGUUUCGUUGUGUCACGGAAACCUCGGAGCUUUGUGUUUAUUUGUAUCUCUUCCCAGUGAUGUAUCCGCAUACAGCAGCUACAAAAUUGCUAGUUAUUCGCAAUUUAAGUCACUCGGAAUUGUCGUACGAGUGGAUUAUCACCGACCAGACGUUAAGCCCCGAUUCAGGCGCGCAUGGGUCCGGACAGUGCAAUAUUGAUCGAGAGAUCUCGACCCCGUUUGAGGAUUCGCGGGAAGAAAAAACGGUCGAUGUCUUUGGAAUUCAUCCGAAAAGUGGUCUGCUUCAACCGGACGGCUUGACCUCUUUCGAAGCGGUUUGUUCGCCGUCUAAGGUUGGUGAAUUUUUCGCCACCUUCCGAUUGGUCCUAACAAAUGUACCAGCUCUGCACGAGACUAAUGACCCGGUCACGGUCGAACAGGAACCCAUCGAAUUGGAGUUUCGUGCCAAAAUAGUUGAAUUGCCCGUGUUCCUGGAGCCAAAUGUUCUUAUUCUUCCGGGAAAACACUUGCUGGGCGUGCCAAUACAUCGAUAUGUGAAGUUGAGAAACGGAUCAGCACAUUGUCCCAUUACGUUCUGUUGGCAAAGUCAAACAACCAGAGCAUGCAUUGCCCCGAAUCGCAGUAUGAUCAGCAAUGACAGUGAACAAAAUGCCGGGAUCGAUACUGUCCAGCAACAGGUCUCAGAAACCGAAACUUUGGUAGUGUUUGAACCUGCCUUGGGAGAAAUUCUUCCAGGUGAUGAGAUUCUCAUCGACGUCUGUAUAUCUUCGUCCAGUGUGGGCCGAUUCAUGGAGAAGUUGGCCUGCCACAUUGACUGUCUUCCCAGGAAUCCUUUGUGGCUUCACUUGGAAUGCGAUUUUCAGGCACCCAAAAUGUUAACAGAUCAAUCGGAAUACAACCUGGGCCCAAUUCGACUAGGUGAUUCCGUGUGUAAGCAAGUUGUCAUUACCAAUCCAGCCCCAACUAUCCGACAAUGGAAAAUACGCAUCGAAUGCGGAACUGGCCGCAUGCCCGACGAAGUCAUCCGAAUCGAACCUAAUCAAGGCAUUUUGGAACCUUUCAAUUCACAUACACUGCGCUUGUCGUUCAAGCCCGUCAAAGAGGAAUGCGUUCGAUAUUUUCUCCGUCUAACUACGGCAGACACAACGGAACCCGUCUCACGGCAAAUACUGGCUGAAGUUCAAACCCCGAUGAUGGAUAUACUGCCACCAAAUCUACACUUGGACCAGUUGUUUCGAAGUGUUCCCCAAACCGCAGAAUUUACACUGAUCAACCUAAUGCUUUUGGAGGCGGAUUUCUGUUGGCUUUCGCCAUCUGGUGAGGAUGCAAAAUACGUGGACCUUGAAAUUUUGCCACCAACUGGAAAACUGUUUGCACACGAACGACGAAAAAUGAAACUGACAAUCACAUGUCAUAAACAAAAAUCAAUAGAAGAUCUGAUCGUGCCAUGUGAAAUUCAGGGAAUGACCGGUCGACUAGAAUUGCACAUCACCGGUCACGUGGAAGGCCUCAAUGUGAAUGUGCGCAGAUCACGGCCAAGACCAGGUAACGCGGACAUGAAUGAUUGGUCACCAACUUUGGUGAGCUCUGCGUCCAUGUUCUGUCCUAUUGUCCAGGAUUCUGAACUGAGCAUGGGCGAUGAGAUGCUGCUCCAUCAUCCAGUAUCAUUUUGGAUCGAAAUUCACAACCCAACACCGAUAAACGCUACAGUGCUUACUGAAGUGAAACAUUUUGGAAUAAAAAAGCGGACGGUUGAGCCACCACCUCACUAUAAUCCACCAAUUGGUGUUUACGAUCUGAAUAUCCAGGACGUGUUUAAUCAUUCCAUUUUGAGUGCAUCGGUUCAACGUAACUCUGAGGUUCUGCUCAUGGAACAGCGCCAAAGCGAAAGACGUCUAUUCUUCGACUGGUGCUCGGCAUUUCUCAAACAAACUGCUGGCGCAUGUCUGUUCGCCCACUCUGGCCUUGUUUCACACGACGAUGACCCCACCGAAUGCAAAAUCGUUUCACCUGUUGAAUGUGAAAAACACACUGAACCAAGGUACUUUGCCCAGUCUCGGUGGAAUUUGCCUGCUCAAAGUCGAAUUCGCAUCUGUUUUGUUCUCCUUGUGAACAUGUGGGGCAGAUACAAAGAUACUGUCGAUCUGCGGAUCACCUCAGUCGGUAAUUAUUCCAAUGAACCGGAACCGCCCGUGGUCCAAGUGCCUAUCUGUUACACGUUUGUUGGCUGUCCGAUCGUGUUGGUUGCUCUGAGACCAUUCGGACAGGUGAUCAACAGUAUCAGUAGACAGCUAGGCACAACCCGAGCACAAGAUCUCGGCACGCAGAUGAUUUUACCGGAAGCCAACCGAUAUCACGUGUGUUUUGGAUCGCGUUCACCCGAUGAUCAACCGGUAGUGAGACAAAUUAAAUUGUACAACUCCAGUUCGUCAACACUCCGUAUUGAUUGGCAAAUAUUCUUGGAUGCCCCGGUCAAGAAAACGGAUCAACUGUUGGACGUGGUUUGUUUCACCACACCUGUUUUCUCACCUGAUUGUUCGACCGCGGACACGAGGCAAAUGAACGAUUGCGAUGACCUGUAUGCGCGCUCGUGCAACGAUAGCGGACCAGAGGACAUUGUCAAACUCUUAGUGCACCCUCAUGACGGACAAUUGAUCUGGCAAUCGAGCGGUGCCAAUAUCGCUCCCGUACCGAAGCUUUUCAACAGACUGUUUACCAUUCGGCCGGAACAAUUGUUGCUACGUCCACUAGAAGAGGGACAAGUAGCGGUUGUGUUUGAUCCGAUCGAAGCGGUGGAAAUGAUCGGUCAUGGAAAUCGGUUGAGUGUGAAAGCCCGCGCGUUGGGCCAGCUGACGGAUGAAAGCAACACAAACAAGGUUGUUGGUUCGAAUACUCUUUAUCGAACACUGGCGUUAGAAACAGACCGAAUCACAUUGGACAUAUCAGCAGAUCUCGAAAAACCAGUAAUAUGCCUAGACGUGGAUGACUGUCCACUGAUUGAGACACAACAGUCGAUCACGUCCGUCCAUGGCCUUUUGUUCUCCUUGGGAAUCGGUGAACUUCUAUCACAACUGGAUCAGAACCGCGCGAACAGAGCUCGAACCACAACCACCACCAGUAAACCGGAUCAGCUGAUUUGUGCCAGCCAGAAAGAAAUCCUUGACCCGGUCAUUAUGCACGCACAAGUACUCGCGUUACGCUCAUUUCGUUUGAGAAGUGCAAACCACAUUCCAGUUCGUGUUCAAUUCACGUGUCCGACCGAUUCACACUUUGGGUUUCUGCGCGGUGCGGAUGAGGACAAACUGCGACACGAACGACUCUAUGCGGAAAUGAUCAGAUUGCAACGAAAUUUUGAAGUACUGUUGAAACCGGAAGAGACGCGUAAGAUCACGGUGGCUUUACAAAUUACACCAUCUGAUUUGUCACACUUGACCACGGCCAAACCCCCAUCGAUCGAUGAUGUAACGGUGGAAGACGAUCAUAUGCGUUUUGAAAGUCAGAUCAAACUGCAAGUGUGUAGUGCAGAACAACGAGCAUCAGUUACGCAAGACCGACUUGAUCCGGACUCCUAUACAUUGCAUCUACGGGGUCAUAUCACCCGUACACGGUUUCACUUGUAUCCUCAAGGCUGUGUGGAUUUUGGUACGGUGUAUCUGGGCGAAGCACAACACAGUCAACUCCGUCUGUGUAACCAGAGUGCAACCAGGGCGUGGUGGACUGUUAUCCACGUAGAACGAACAGCGUUUUGCGCUGAUGAAUCAGGUGAGAUCAACCAUGUGGUUUACACAAAGGGUCGAGGCAGAAAAAUUGGUUCAUUCGAGGAGAUUUUCGUGAUACGCGGUGUUUUUGGUGAACCGGAAAUUCAAAUUCACGUACGCGGUCAGGGUUCCAGUGAUGAAAAAUACCGUUCGUUGCUCGGCAAAUAA
Molecule: messenger RNA, 4827 nt
Organism: Echinostoma caproni
Lineage: Eukaryota; Metazoa; Platyhelminthes; Trematoda; Plagiorchiida; Echinostomatidae
Source: the annotation of a GenBank genome assembly